Messenger RNA from Nelumbo nucifera (sacred lotus), 3823 nucleotides. NCBI's taxonomy places the organism in Eukaryota, Viridiplantae, Streptophyta, Magnoliopsida, Proteales, Nelumbonaceae. The record is from RefSeq and is a predicted model, not a curated record.
AAACUUUGAAAAAUUAGGCCUUUUUGUAAUAAGAAUAUUCAUCCAAGACAUUAAAGAAUGAUUAGGUGGCAACUACACAUAGGCCCUCUUAAUUCCAGCUGCACAUAGGCCCUCAAAUUUAAAUAAUGCCUUGGAAAACCUCAAAUCCAAAUUAAAUAAGUAGAGAGCUUCUGCUAUUAGCCAAGCAGGAAAGAAAAUUUUAAUUCAAUAAGUUCUCCAAGCUGACCCUCUCAAUUUUAUGAGCCUUAUACACUAUCCCCAAAAAACUAUUAAUAGUAUGGAGAAAAUUAUUAAAGAGUUCUGGUGGGGGGUUUCUAACUCUCGGAGUCAUCCUUAUCGUUGCUGCUCUUGGAAUAAACUUACUUUGCCAAAGGCCUUUGGAGGUUUAGGCUUGAAACAUCUGAAAUUGGUAAACCUGGCCCUUCUUAAGAAAAUUGGUUGGCAAUAUCUGAAUGAGCAACAUAAAUUAUGGGCCCAAAUUUGGAAAUUAAAAUAUUUAAAACACUGCACUCAUAUUCCUUAUUCAAUAGCUCCUUCAAUCUCCUUUUAUUGGAAAUACAUAGCCCUAGAGAUUAGGGAACUAGCUUAUGAAUGUAGUUAUCUAGUGAAUGAAACUUCCUCUUUUUAUUUGGACCAAGUGCCUUGGAUUCAUUCCAAUAAUGAUUUCUCUUGGAUUCCUUUUCUUUUAACCCCUAAUCUUAAGAAUCUAAGAAUUUCAACCCUCCUCUCCUCAGGACAGUGGAAUGAAACACUCAUUAAUUCUUUGUUCACCACCAGGGAAGCCAAUAAAAUCCUUAGAACUCCAAUCUUUCCCUCAAACAAUGAUAUUACUUGGAUUUGGACUGUUCAUAACUUAGGUAAGUUUUCAAUUAAAGAGGAAUAUAAAAGGAACCAACAACAAUAUUUGAGAGCUAUUCCCCCCGAAUUAAAAUUUUGCUUGAAUAGAAUCUAGGAACUCAAUAUUCCUCCUCGAUUUCAGUUGUUUUUCUGGAGAGUAAUCAAUAAUUUUAUUCCUAUAAAAGACAUGCUUUUCUUUGAUCCACAAGAUAAAAUCUGUGCUUUAUGUAAUGAAGCAGUAGAAUCCUUUUCUCAUUUGUUUAUUGAUUGUCAAUUUGCACAAGCUAUUUUCUUUGUAGAACCCGAGAACCUAAAUCUCAAGAAUGUAUAUCAAGGAUCUUGGAUGUCAUGUGUAAAUACUUUAUCUACUUUAAUUGUAGACAAUCAAUUAUUGUUGCAAAUCUUAGGAUGGAUUGCUAUUGCUUGUUACUAUAUCUAGUAUGCCCGAAAUGAGAAAUGUUUCAUGAACUGACAAAUUCUUCCUCAAAAUCUCAUUAAUAUUAUAAAUCAAAGUGCCUAGAAUGCUUCAGUUCCUCAAAAUGGCUCUCAUGGAUUGCAUCUCUAUCACAAAAGUUUGCGCUUUCUGUUACCCAUUCUACUGAUUUAAUUAUCUUCACUGGGAAAGUAACUGAUUCCUUAUUCAGUUUUGGAAUUAUCAUUUUAUCAAGGAAUCUAUCCUGCUUGAAAAUUCUAAGGGGAAGAGCAUUCAAUGUUGCUUCUACUGAUCAAGUUGUUACAGUAACGGCGCCAUUUCAACUCGUUUAAACCUCUAUUUCCUGUGUAAGGAAGUUGUCUCGGAAGUUGAUAAUACUCCCUCUUCUCCUAAGUUUUUUUAUCGGCUGUUCGAUGCUUGUCGUUGUUUAAAUUUACGGCGGCAUGGAUGGGGUUCAGAGCACAACGACGAUUUCAAGCUCGAGCUCGAUUUCGAAUGCGAAUGCUCCGCCCCCGUUCCUGAGCAAGACCUAUGACAUGGUUGAUGAUCCCUCGACGAAUUCGAUCGUGUCCUGGAGCCCUAGCAACAACAGCUUUGUCGUCUGGAACCCGCCGGAGUUCGCAAGGGAUCUGCUGCCCAAGUAUUUCAAGCACAAUAACUUCUCCAGUUUCGUCAGACAGUUGAACACAUACGGAUUCAGGAAGGUUGAUCCAGACCGCUGGGAAUUUGCAAAUGAGGGUUUCCUGAGGGGUCAGAAACACUUGUUGAAAAGUAUUAAUAGGCGAAAACCCGCCCAUGUGCAUCACCAACAACCUCAAGGACAGAGUACUUCAGUCGGGGCAUGCGUUGAGGUGGGAAAGUUUGGACUUGAGGAAGAGGUUGAGAGACUUAAAAGAGAUAAAAAUGUACUUAUGCAGGAACUGGUUAGACUAAGGCAGCAGCAACAGGCAACUGAUCACCAGUUACAGACCAUGGGUCAGCGACUUCAGGGAAUGGAGCAGCGACAGCAGCAGAUGAUGUCAUUCCUGGCAAAGGCCAUGCAAAGCCCUGGAUUCCUUGCACAACUGGUCCAACAGCAGAAUGAUAGCAACCGGUGCAUAUCUGGGGUCAGUAAGAAAAGGAGACUCCCGAAACAGGAAGAGAACUCUGAGGGUGAGUGUGCUGUAGCUCCUGAUGGACAGAUUGUAAAGUACCAGCCCUUGAUGAGUGAAGCUGCAAAAUCAAUGCUAAGGCAAAUUUUGAAGUUUGAUGCAUCACCCAGGCUAGAAUCUUCAAAUGGCAAUCCCGACAGUUUCAUGAUUGAUGAUAUUCCUACACCAUCUAACUCAUUAGACGGCUCAUUUGAUGGUGGUGGCUCUUCAAGUAGGACCUCGGGAGUGACACUUUCGGAGGUCCCACCAACAUCUGGGCAAUCACUUUUGCCUGUGGCCUCAGGGUUUCCAGGUAGUCGUCCCUCAGCUGCCAUAUCUGAGAUCCAGUCUUCUUCUGGCCUAGUAACAGACAUGGUUUCAACAACUGAAUUUCCAGAUUUGAGUGUGCUAUCUGGAGUGGAAGAGGGGGGAGCCGUUGCCUCAUGCCAGACGGACAUGGUUUUGCCUGACCUUCCACAAGUACACGGACUGGUGGGAGAAACAAACAUUGUUGAUAUUCCUGCUGUGAGUUACGUGGAGACUGAAACAUGUAAUGGAGCAUACAUAGAUCCAUUACCUGAUUCUGAAUUGCUUCCGAGCAUAAAUGAUGUAUUCUGGGAACAGUUUCUCAAUGUAAGCCCUCUUUCAGGGGACCCAGAGGAGAUUGAUUCUAGCAUACCAGAAGGUAUUGUUAAGGAAAAAAAGGAGAAUUCAGGAGAGGAAAAUGGGUGGGAUAAGGCUGAACAUAUGGAUCAGCUCACAGAACAGAUGGGGCUACUUACGUCAGAUACCAAAGCGGGGUAACCUUUGUGUUUGAUGUAUUUCCUUCUGGCCCUUGAAAUGGUUGACCCAUAUACACUCAUUCUGCUUUCUUCGCUUGCAUGGUUCUCUUACUUGAGCGAUCAAAUGAUCAGGCUAUAGAUAGAAUAUCUCCAUCUUCGUUCUUCUGCACAUACAGGGUCCAUUUCUAGCCAUAAGUUUCAUUUCUGUUUUUCUUUCUUGUUAUUUUUUCCCUUGUACCCUACCUAAGCUCCCUCGGUUCAACAGAAUUAAACGAAUGCAAUGGUGUAAGGUCUUCCAUUAGGUAUCCCCUUUGUAGAGACCACAGAUGAAGGUACUGCUCUGCGAAGCCAUGGAGUUAUGCAGUUCUGCCUGUGGGUAGGAAGGUUUAACUUUUAACUGUUUUACAUAUCCUUUUCUGGGCUUAGGAGCACGGUACACCAAUUCAUAUGUUUAUGAACCGACACGUACAAUUUUAUAUUAAAUUUACAUAUUUUUAAAUUUAUGCAUUUUAAUUCAUAGUAAUGGGUUCAUGAGUUGCUUGUGCCUAGGCAAAAGACUUGAACAUGCUCUCUCUGUUUUCAUAAAUCGACUUAUAUGUAUUCUUAGUAUUAUUUAAAGACUUGUGACUUUUUAUCCUUCA